Molecule: messenger RNA, 490 nt
Organism: Trematosphaeria pertusa
Lineage: Eukaryota; Fungi; Ascomycota; Dothideomycetes; Pleosporales; Trematosphaeriaceae
Exons: 1
Coding region: 17-430 (137 amino acids)
Source: RefSeq, a predicted model, not a curated record
AUACGAGUUCUCAAGAAUGAUAGACAGUACGUCUCUCUCUUCCAAGCCAGGCGUAACUCCGGACUCCGCAAGAUACACGCAUCCGAAGUACUGGGGCCACGUCGACGCUAGGUUCGAGGCCCUGUACGAUAUAUACAGCCUCGGCAUAGUGCUGAUUGAGAUCGCUCUUUGGAAGACGACAAAGACAAUGGCGGAGAAGCUCAACAGAGAUCCGACAAGAACGGAAAUAUCCCUCGCGGAAUGGCGCGAUGCUGUGGAGAAGGAUCUGAUACCUGAGGUCGAAAGGAGGGCAGGACGCAUCUAUGGCGACGUCGUCAGACGAUGCGUGACUGGAGACUUCGGGGACGCUGCAUGCCGGUCAGAUGUGGGGAGACUGCUGAAGGCGUUCGAUAGGGAGGUGGUUGCGAAACUGGAGAAAUGUUACGCGUGAAGGGUUCCGGACGCGGAUGGGGAUACCUCUAGGGCUAGCCUCGAUGUAAUUAGUCGCAGC